This is a messenger RNA of Aureobasidium subglaciale EXF-2481, 3606 nucleotides long. RefSeq lists its product as uncharacterized. The record is from RefSeq and is a predicted model, not a curated record. The coding region runs from base 1 to 3606 and encodes 1201 amino acids. NCBI's taxonomy places the organism in Eukaryota, Fungi, Ascomycota, Dothideomycetes, Dothideales, Saccotheciaceae. The transcript has 4 exons.
AUGGCGCCUCGUUUCAAGACAGCCCCUGUUGGCUCGUCGCAAUGGAUCCAGACUGAGCGCGACCAGCCUGCCGAGUUUGUGGAUAUGGAGGUCGAGGAAUUCGGCUACGCUGCCCAGAAUGAGAUGGAAUGGCUUAACGAGCACAUGGCCGAGAUUUUCAGCAGCAACCCUGUAAACUUUGCCGAUAUCUUCAAGACUCCUGGAAAGCUACGAGGCAAGACUCCUCGUACUGCGCGCAAGACUGCUGCCCGCGCUCCUUUAACGGAUCUGUUUGCGCCCAACCCUCAAUCGACCUUCAGUCCGGCGCCCAAAAACGACUUCUACUCCAAGGUUGCACAGUUCCAGAUUGCACAGGAUGGCGAGCAGGAGCGCCCUCGCUCAGGGACUUCUAGAAGAAGCCCUCUUCGAGUAGGCAAGCAGAACACGGAUUCCGGGUACCACGGUAUGACCGAGGAUGAGAUGGAUGUCGACUCCCAGCCGUCCAUGCUCAAGAACAGCCACGCUCAAGCUCCAGACCUUGAACCGCUGCAAGAGCACGUCACAAACGACCCUGUUAUUAACGACACAGCGUCUUUUGUUUUGGCCAACGAGGAUGCCGAGAACAUGCAAGAGGACCCAGCAGAGGACAAUGACCAAGCUACUGUGUUUGACCCGGACUCGAGCAGCCGCCCUGUCACACAAGACUCGAACGCGCCAUUCGUCGACGAAAACUGGCAGGCUGAAGAGGCACAGAUUGAGAACGACAUGGUCAAUGAGGAAGAGCUUGAAGAGGACGAGGACGAGGAAGAUGACAAUGCCAAAUCACCAUCCGACAAAUCAACGCCCGACAAGCCAUUGACGCGUAAGAGCAGCUUGACUUUCGCCGCCCUGCCUGCCCGUGAGCCUUUGACUGCUAAGCGAAGCAUUGGCCCAAGAGGCAGCCAUAUGGAUGCGUUCGGAGGUGCUCGCACAAGUGCCUUGGGUAAGAGCUUCGGCAUCACGCAGCAGAACAACAUCCAAUCGGCAGAAGAUGCGGAUGAGCACAACAAGACGUCGACUCAGAGACUGCACGAACGUAUAACGUUACUCGGACAGCAAAAGGAGCCUCGCACUUCAAAGUCCAUUCACAUGCCUGCUUACCCUUCUCUUCCUGCCCACGAACAUAGAUUGACUGCUGGCCAAUCUCAAGAAAAUCUUCCAGGCGACACACAGCCCCUUGUCGAUGAUGACGAUGACUGGAUCGCUCCCAUCGGUCCCAGCUCUCGUGCUGCUAGUGGCGUUGACACGCAGAGGCUGAACGAACCGGUAUCUGAUUCCGUCUCAGUCGAAGAUGCACAACCAGCCUUUACCGGCAUCCCCAAGCCUGCAUUGCGUGAAUCACCCUCAAAGUACUUCAUGGGACACCACAAGUCGAACUCGACAGCCACCCUCGCUUCUCCCGCAAAGGUUGCGACCGCUCCUCAACACGCCCACCACCUAAAGAACACUUCUGUCUCGAACCCCAACUUUCCACCAAGCAGCGGUACUACUACUCCUGUGGCUAAUUCAAUUGCUUCUCCUACCAAGCAGAAGUUCGCUGAAGCACCCAUCAGUGCCUCCAAAGCUAAGCUCUAUUCUGUCUUCAAAUCCGCCAAGGGUAUGUUCGGUAGUAGCGCUGCAGCCAGUGCUCAAGCAAAGAUGAACUCUCUCUCUUCUCCGCAUCGACCGCUCUCUGCAGCAACUUUCGAGCGACCCGAUCCGGAUAUGUCCAAGAUGCCCGGAGGUCUCUAUCCGGACCUCGGUCAGAAGAGGCCAGCUACUGCUCUUGCUGCAACUGGUGGAAGCAGGCGGACGCGUAGUUCGACAGAGCACGCCCGUAAAAAUGACAAGGACUCCAAGGAUGAGCAGACCGCUACGGACGGCUUAGAAAAGGUCAGACAGCAAGAGCGACAGAGAGCUCACGAAAAGGCCGAGAAAGAUAAGGCUGCCGAGGCUGCACGACUCGAGAAGGAGAGACUCGCAGCAGCUAGCCGUCCUGGGGCUGCAUCACAGCAAUCAUGGAGAUCGACCGCGGACGAGGGUAGCGAUGGCGAUGAGGCAGGUCCUCCGGUGCCUUCCAAGACUGGCAUUCCAUCUGGAAAAUUGAGGGCACCAGGCAGGCUAGCCAAGCCAUCAAGAUUGGGAAGCAUUCAGCCAAAGCCUGCUCCUGUAAGCAUCAAGGUCGCAUCAGGGUCGCAGAGACUUGGAGGCGCUCAGCCUGGGAACUCUUCUCAAGACGCAAGCGUUGCUCCGGCCGCCACUCGUCAACAAGCUACGCGCUCAGGAAGCGCACAGCCACCUGCAUUGUCAAAGUCGGUCGGUGCUGGCGCUGGCUCGGUUCGCAGCGUAAAGGCCCUAGAAGCUGCCGCCAGAAAGAAGGAACAAGACGAGAAGGUGGCUCAGAAGAAGGCAGAGCAGAAGCGUGAGAUCGAGCGCAAGCGAGCUCUCAAGGCUGAAGAGGAUCGCAAGGCAGAACAGGAACGCAAGGCGGCCGAGCAGCAGCGACUUCAAGAGGCUAGGCUUGCAGCACAAAAGCAGGCGGAGCAACGAAAGGUCGAGCAGCAGAGGCAGCUGGCUUUGCAACAGAAGAAGAGUGCCGAUUUGGCUGCUGCUAUUGAGCAAGAGAAGCUAGAUAAGCAACAAUCACAGUCCACUCUUCCGCGUGGAGACAUUGCCGGCACAUUGAGGCAGCUUUCCAAGCAGGAUCGACCCGCGCCUCAAGCCAAUACCGCGAAGCCAGCCAAACGUCCUCUCCAGCAAGAUGUCGAGGACCCAUCGCAACGUCCUGCUAUUGGCAGAGCGCCGGCAUCAUAUCAACAACAAGGAGACAAGAGACGCAAGACUCUGGAGGAUGACGAUGAUGAAGUCGACCGACCAUCGGACAAUGCUUUGACAGCCCCUCCCAAGCGACCAUCGAAUAUGCGCAAGGAGUCCACGCUCAACAAGUUCCCCCACGGAUACACACACGCCCCUCCACCAGCUGCUCAUCACUCUCAAAACAUGUUCAAGGCUACAGUCACAGCACAGCAUCACGCACAGCACGCCAAAGCAGGCAUGCAUCCUAACGAUAUGAUGAAGUUGUCGACAGCUCGUAUCCCCUUUGCAGAGAACUCUAAUCCCCCAGGAGCAUCAUCGAGCAAGGGACCACCUCCAUCGGCCUUCAAGACUCCAGGACGACCAGCAGCUCAAAUCGUUUCUAAGAAAUCAGUGCCGAAGUCUGCCAAGUCUUCCCCCCUGUAUGCCAAUGGAGACAAUAUUAACUUGCCCGAGAUUGCUACAGACAGUGAAGAUGAGGAUUCGGACGAUGACCAGACUGGAGGAUUCCGCGCACCAUCGUGGGUCGCUUCGCCAGCACUCCGUGAUCUUCUUACGCAGCAACAGCUUGUGGACCCCGAGAGCAUCUUUGGUCCCAUUGCACCGCUACAGAUGGAGGAGGUGUUCCGCAACAGCAAGAACCCUGAACGCCUGAAGAAGUUCCGCGACCGUGGAUCGUCAGCUCGCUGGGUCGACACGGGAGAUGCAGUUACGAAGGAGGAAAAGGUCAAGGACCGCGAAAUGCGUGCACGAGUUGUCAAGGAAGGUGGAUGGAGAUUUGGACAGGAUGCUUGA